AUGAUGCCACCGGAGCUACAGCCGCGGCUGUUCCGGCCACACAUAACCUCUCCCUCCGGCGAACCAACCUUAUCUCCCCCCAAUUACCCUCCCCACAUGACCAGAAACUCCACUUCUCGAUCCAACGCCCCUCGAUUCUCCCCCUCCUCGUUCGCCUACAACGCACGCAUCGCCACCGCCCUCGUCCCCUGCGCCGCCUUCCUCCUCGACCUCGGCGGCGCUCCGGUGAUCGCCACCCUCACGAUCGGCCUCCUCAUCUCCUACGUCGUCGACUCCCUCAGCGUCAAGCUCGGAGCCUUCCUCGGGAUAUGGAUGUCGCUCCUCGCAGCUCAGAUCUCCUUCUUCUUCUCCUCCCCUCUCUUCUCCUCAUUCAACUCCAUCCCCCUCUCCCUCCUCGCGGCGCUCCUCUGCGCCGAGACGACGUUCUUGAUCGGAUGCUGGAGCUCGCUUCAGUUCAAGUGGCUCCAGCUCGAGAAUCCUUCGAUCGUAGUCGCCCUCGAGAGGCUUCUCUUCGCUUGCGUCCCCUUCACGGCGUCUUCGCUUUUCUCCUGGGCGGUAAUCUCCGCCGUUGGGAUGAGCAACUCGUCUUACUAUCUAAUGGCGUUCGCUUGCGUGUUCUAUUGGAUCUUCGCGAUUCCUAGGGUUUCUUCGUUCAAGACCAAGAACGAAGCGAAGUACCAUGGAGGAGAGGCUCCUGAUGAGAGCUUUAUCCUCGGGCCGUUAGAAAGCUGCUUCCUUUCUUUGAAUUUGAUGUUCACACCGGUUCUAUUCCACGUGGCGUCGCAUUACUCUGUUGUGUUUACCUCAGCUGCUGCGGUUAGCGAUCUGCUGCUUUUGUUUUUUGUCCCUUUCUUGUUUCAGUUAUAUGCGUCGACGAGAGGUGGUCUUCGGUGGGUUACCAAGGACUCUCAUCAGCUGCAGAGCGUUCGGGUUGUGAAUGGGGCCAUUGCGAUGGUGGUGAUUGUGAUCUGUUUGGAGGUUAGAGUUGUGUUUCGCUCUUUUGGGAAGUAUAUACAGGUGCCUCCUCCGUUGAAUUAUCUUCUUGUGACUAUGACGUUGCUUGGAGGUGGUGCUGGCGCUGGUGCUUCGGUUCUUGGAAUGGUCUCGGGUGGUUUUAGCUCAGUUGUUUUCACAGGUUUGGCUGGGGUUGUGAGUGCUGCAGGAGCUAUCGUUGUUGGAUUUCCUCUUCUGUUUACUCCACUUCCUGCAGUAGCUGGGCUUUAUUUUGCUCGUUUUUUCACAAAGAAAAGUGUGCCCUCUUACUUUGCAUUCGUUGCUCUUGGAAGCUUAAUGGUUAUAUGGUUCGUAAUGCAUAACUACUGGGAUUUAAACAUAUGGUUAGCCGGCAUGUUCCUCAAGUCAUUCUGUAAGCUUAUAGUGGCUAACAUCAUCAUAGCCAUGGUCAUCCCUGGUCUUGUUCUUCUCCCAUCAAAAUUUCACUUCCUGACUGAAGCUGGUAUGGUGGCCCACGCAUUGUUGCUGUGUUACAUUGAGGACCGUUUUUUCAAUUACUCGAGCAUAUACUAUUAUGGAAUGGAAGACGAUGUGAUGUACCCUAGUUACAUGGUUAUGUUGACGACACUUAUUGGAUUGGCUGUUGUGAGGAGACUACUUGCUGAUCGCCGAAUUGGAUCAAAGGCAGUCUGGAUCUUGACGUGUCUGUAUUCAGCAAAGUUGGCUAUGCUCUUCCUAUCAUCAAAAUCAAUUGUAUGGGUGUCUGCAGCUCUAUUGCUGGCCGUUUCCCCUCCCUUACUGCUAUACAAGGAGAAAUCGAAAUCUGCCUCUAAAAUGAAACCAUGGCAAGGUUAUUCUCAUGCCGCAGUGGUUGCUAUCUCGGUUUGGUUUUGCCGGGAAACGAUAUUCGAUGCGCUACAGUGGUGGAAUGGAAGACCUCCAUCUGAUGGCUUGCUUCUUGGUUUCUGCAUCGUUUUGAUUGGUCUAGCCUGUAUACCAAUUGUUGCCCUCCACUUUUCACAUGUCCUGUCAGCUAAGAGAAGCUUGGUAUUGGUAGUGGCAACUGGAUGCAUGUUUAUUCUGAUGCAGCCACCGAUGCCUAUGACGUGGAGUUACCAUUCAGAAAUGAUCAAGGCCGCUCGUGAGUCAGCUGAUGACAUUUCCAUCUACGGAUUCAUGGCAUCCAAACCGACUUGGCCGUCUUGGUUGUUAAUUGUGUCACUCCUGUUGAUUCUUUCUGCUGCCACAUCUCUAAUCCCAAUCAAAUACGUGGUAGAAUUGAGAGCAUUUUACUCCGUCGUCAUGGGCUUAGCUCUCGGUGUUUACAUAUCUGCAGAGUUCUUUCUACAAGCCGCCGUUCUACAUGUUCUGAUUACUAUUACAAUGGUUUGUGCCUCAGUUUUUGUCAUCUUCACCCAUUUUCCAUCUGCCUCGAGCACAAAGCUGCUUCCCUGGGUGUUUGCUCUUCUCGUGGCUCUAUUUCCAGUGACAUAUUUGUUAGAAGGGCAGGUCAGAAUCAAAACUCUCAGUGAUAAUGUUGCAUGGGGUUGGGAUGCAGGAGAGGAGGAUAAGAAAGUCACAGCAAUGUUGGCGAUUGAAGGUGCACGAACAUCUCUUCUAGGUCUCUACGCAGCGAUAUUCAUGCUCAUAGCUCUCUUGAUUAAGUUUGAGCUCACUUCGCUUUUGCGUGAGAAAGUCUCUGAGAGCAGUGGUCCAUCAAAAACCCAAGGCGGCGCAAGGGGGAUGUUCCCAACACGGAUGAGGUUGAUGCAGCAACGCCGCACCACAUCGAUCCAAAGCUUUGCAAUAGAGAAAAUGUCGGAAGAAGGAGCGGCCUGGAUGCCAGCGGUUGGUAACGUUGCCACCAUAGUGUGCUUUGCCAUAUGCUUAAUUCUCAACAUCCACAUCUCAGGCGGCUCAAGCCAAGCGAUCUUCUUCCUGGCUCCUAUCUUACUCCUCCUGAACCAAGACUCUGAUCUCUUAUCCGGGUUCGGCGAAAAACAGAGAUACUUCCCGGUUAUACUAGCCAUAUCAACUUACUUAGCUUUAUCCUCUCUCUACACUGUAUGGGAAGAAGUUUGGUUCGGUGGAAACACAGGAUGGGGAAUAGAAAUCGGAGGCCGUGAGUGGUUCUUUGCGGUGAAGAACCUGGCUCUCCUUAUACUCACAGCUCCAGGCCACAUUAUAUUCAACAGGUACGUGUGGAGUUACACAAGUAAACAGUCAGACGCGUCGCCGAUGCUGACCUUGCCACUUAGCUUUGCAGCCGUGGUGAUAACGGACGUGUUUCAGGUUCGGCUUCUUGGAGUUUUAGGCAUUGUUUACACUGUGGCUCAGUAUGUGAUAUCUAGGCAACAAUAUAUAAAAGGGCUGAGGUAUAUUUAGACAGCCAUAGGAUUAGUCUGUCUCGGUCCUUUUUUUUGUGUAACAAUGUUUCAUUUUCCGUGUCUUUCUUGACCUUUUGUUUCUCGGUUGAUGCAUUGAAAAAUUGCAGAGAUACGUUUACAUGACUUAA
Messenger RNA from Brassica oleracea var. oleracea, 3469 nucleotides. RefSeq lists its product as uncharacterized. The record is from RefSeq and is a predicted model, not a curated record. The transcript has 4 exons. Lineage: Eukaryota; Viridiplantae; Streptophyta; Magnoliopsida; Brassicales; Brassicaceae. Bases 1 to 3339 code for a protein of 1112 amino acids.